GUCACGUGGCGAUUUCCCAAGCGGAGUUUCCACGACAGCUGGAAGCCGAGCGGGUAAAAGGCGCAUCGCUUCUUUCCUGAAAUAAUCGGAAAAUAACACGACUUCUGCUCGUCCCAGCUCCUCCAGAUAAACCCUGGUCUGGCAUGGGCGACAAGCGGAGCCCCACAAGGCCGAAGCGUCAACCGAAGCCCUCCUCCGACGAGGGGUUUUGGGACUGCAGCGUGUGCACCUACAAGAACACGGCAGAGGCUUUUAAGUGCAUGAUGUGUGAUGUGAGGAAGGGGACGUCAACAAGGAAGCCUCGUCCCGUCUCCCAGCUCGUCUCCCAGCAGCAAGUAACGCAGCAGUUUGUUUUACCAUCACAGCCCAAAAAGGAAAAGAAGGAGAGGGUCGAGAGGGACAAGAGUGAAAGAGAGCCAGCACCCAAGAAGAACAGCCACAAGAAGAUGAGGCCAAGAUUAAAAAAUAUUGACCGGAGCAGUGCCCAGCAUCUGGAGGUGACAGUUGGAGACCUCACGGUCAUCAUAACAGACUUUAAGGAGAAGGCCAAGCCCUCGUCCACAUCCACUCCUUCCUCCAGCUCGGCCUCGUCGGCCGACCAUCACAGCCAAAACGGCUCCGGCUCAGAAAACACGGAAAAGAGCCUUUCCCACUCUUCCGUAUCCCGAGGAGAGGGAAGCUCAGUAAACGGGGAGUCCCUCUGAUUCCCCCCCAACACCUCACAGGAAACCUGCGUCUCCAGGGCCCUCUCCAUUGUCACUAGUGGAAAAACUUUUUGGGUGGGAAAGGACGAUGUUUUGAAAAUUCUGUUUUUGAAAGGUAAGAUUUGUUGUUUAGACACCCAAAAGAUUCUCCACAACAUUACGAAGACAUGUUUUGCUGAACUGACAAAAGUCUGCUGCUGGAAUAUGGACUUCCAAAAAGUUUGGUCCUAAUGAAGAACUUAUUAAAACUUGGGACAAACUUUGGACAGAGCACUCGAUCACCUUGAGUUGAGAUUUAAGGUUUCUUGUAAGAACUGCACAGUCCUACUGUUAUCAUCAUCAUCAUGGUCAGCAGCUUCUUCAAUCCCAACCUGGAGAUUUCCGGUUUAAAAACUCAAAGCAUGAGCUUUCUCUGUCUCACCAGCGACUCUCGAACCCUACAGCGAACCUUUACCGUUGAUCUGGAAGCUUCUUUCUAGCACAACUGUUUAUUGCAAAAUACCUACAGGAGAUUUGGUAAUGAAAGCAUGAUUGAAUAUGUAAAAGUCGGGUGAAAGUCACACUGAUCUGAAAGGUAAAACCUGGAGUUGAACAAUGUUGCAAACAAUCUGCUUUUUUCCUCUCUACAGAGAGAGAAAGUCAAUACAAGGUGUUGUAGGGACUCCCUUCACUAGACACAUCAAGACCUAAAGUACAUUUGUACUUUGAAUCUCAGAGUAGAAACAUUCCAUCAGGAUGCCUGUUAUGCUGCCACUUUUGUUUUUUUUGUUUGUUUUUUAAACAUUGCUAUAGUAAGAAGUCAACAUCCACUCACGAUCAUGAAUAUCACAUUCAUUUUGGGCUUUGUGAUUAGAAUACAAAAUAGAGGUUUUAAGAAGUUGAAGUAUUCAGAGGUAGUCCUUCUUUUCUGCCAGUCCCACUCACAUCAAAACAUAAACGGAGCCUCAACAUGAUGCUUCCUCCACCUUUCUUGACAAUUGGUACUGUAUUUUUUCCUCCAAGCUUACUUCUUGUCAUUGUGACUAAAAGGUUUCUUAAUUCUCUAGGACUAUAAAGCUAUCCCAAACACACAUCAAGCCUCGUUUUGGAAAAGUUACCUCGACAUUUCUGAAUGGUAACCCAAAGCCUUGACCUCUACCUUAGCAAACAUAUCUAGAUUAAGAUUGAACCUCUAAAAUUCACACUUGGCCUGUGAAGAGUGGAUGCAAACUUCUUACUGCGGAGCCGGCAUGAAUCGUACGUCACAGCGAAGGCAUUCCCUGAUGUCAGCCUCUUUCAGCACCAUGACAGUCCUUGUGAAUCUUCUGGGGAAUGUGGCGACUGGUCGAGGUGCUGACUCAGCCUCUGAUUCCACUCGUUUUUGGCCAGCUGCCUCCACCUUGAUGCACUACACCAGUCUAAAACUUCGUUCGUGCUCCUCCCCCCGCCCCCUCAACCUUUUCUCUACAAAAAUUUAAUAAACUGUUAACAUUCAUAAUGAUACACCAGGGAUCCUACUUGUCAAAUUCCCUAAGAUGGAGAUUUAUAUUUAUAGACACAUAUUCUAAAGACUGGAGAUGUGCAAAUAUGCAACAUUUUUGUGCUUUUCUUGAACUGGAGCUCGUUUCAAACCAGGGUUACUGUUAAAAGUCGCUGAUCGCACAAGAGGAGGAAGAUACAUCAGCUAAGUGUAAAAGGUGGUAAAGUGACUGAAGCUGUAAAUGACUCCAGUAUGCUUCUUGCAACCCGUGUGAUCUGCAGAGAGGGCUCAAGUCCUUGUGAAAAAGCACAAGAAGCCCAUUUUUACCACUUGACGCAAGACGCGAGAGAAAAAUAAGAGUGGACUUCCCGACACGAACUUUGACAAAGCGAGGACUUCAGAAACUGAGAAGCUUUAGAGGACAAUAAUCUCCAGCAGAACCACCACAGAUGAACUCCACCGUAACCUCUAAGACCUGUAGAAUAGUUGAACAGAGAAAAUAGCUUUCUAUAAUAUUCUACUACAAUGUUUGGAUGUGGUUAUAUUCAUCAUAUCAGUGUUGUCGAGAUUUUUACAUUUUAGCUCACAGCCAGAGAAGUGUCACAGCAUGAUAUUAUUAAAGUCUUGAUAUAUUGUGGAAAAGGCAGCGUCUCUUAGUUGUUAGGACUGUUUCAUGUGUCCAUUGCAUCCACCACUCUAGCUGGGACUAGGUGUGUGAACUCAAAGAUUCAUUUGUGGCAAAAAUGGAAAGAAAUUGCAACUGUAUCACUUAUUGGUAGUGGGUUUUUUUUGGUUUUUUUUAAUUAUUAUCAUUCGUCAUGCUUUACCAUGCUCCUUUGUUUAAACUGUGUUGUUUAUUAUGUGUCUAAAGAAACUUACCAAAUUAAAAACAAGAAAAACUCGUCUUGCGUAUUGUACACACACACACCCAGCUAUUAUUUCAGACAUGCAAGUGCCUGUAGGCCCCAGCCUUCUUUUUCUUUUUCUUUUUCUUUUUUUUUUUUCCCAACUUGGCUACCGGACUGGGAAUAACUAUUACUGCUUCUGUUUUCCUCACAAUACACGAAAGAUCAGUUUUCAUCAAAACAAACAUUGCUCAGUCUCAGGGCAGAUGAGAGAACUCCAAAGCACAGCAAGCUCAAGUAAACAUUCGUUUUAUAUAUUUUUGUGUACUUAUAUUUUCACAACUUUUGAUCAAAAUGUCUUUUGUUUUAACGCACCUGUAUCGAUUGUCGAUGCAAUUUUCUCCGAACUUAAUGAUAAUUCAAUUGACCUUCAAGUCCGUCUGUCAAACGUACCCCACUCAUUGAGAGCAACUCUCUUAAAGCCAAACUGAAUGAGUCCUUUCAGGGAACCCUAUUCAUUUUUCGCUCCCACCCUUCCCCCUCCAGAGGGUCUCCACUGGGGAGCGGUUUCAGGUUAAACACCGCGAGAACAGAAGAUCUUCUUCCACUGUUCCCCUUCAGAAUAAAGGCAUGUGAGCCAAAAGCUGAAGUGAGUUUUAGUUGAGUAUUAUAAGAGUAAAAAAAAAUCUGACUUUUCAAGCCGUUCAAAGUUGACCAUUCCUGAUCACUUUGUCGAUAACCACCAGGAAGAGAAUCAAGAGAUUGUGACUCUUCUAUAAAUUUUCUGAUUUAAGCGUCUUUUUUUACUUGCAUUAGAAAAAAAGAUGCAUUUGGAAUUAAAACUAGCAAACAUCUAACAAUUUAAAAUAAUGAGCAACACAGGAAGUACAGUUGCGAGGGUUAGUAAUUGAACAUCUGAGAUAAAGAAAUUUAAAAUCUUUGAACAUCAGUAAUAGAAGAAAAUAUGAUACAAUCAUUUACAAUGUUUACCGAAAUUAAAAUAGUAAUUAAUACAAUGUAUGUUGUGCUUAGUGUUUGUAGAUUGUAUUAUUUUUAUGUUUUUGUGGUGUAACAGAUACCUGUUGUAAAUUAGACAGACUCAAGAGCUUUUUCCUGUAUAAAUAAAGGAUUGUAUAAAUAAAAUCUACAAAUG
This is a messenger RNA of Poecilia latipinna (sailfin molly), 4161 nucleotides long. RefSeq names its product YY1-associated factor 2. Gene Ontology annotation, cellular component: nucleus. The record is from RefSeq and is a predicted model, not a curated record. Bases 144 to 704 code for a protein of 186 amino acids. Gene Ontology annotation, molecular function: DNA binding; transcription coregulator activity. Lineage: Eukaryota; Metazoa; Chordata; Actinopteri; Cyprinodontiformes; Poeciliidae. Gene Ontology annotation, biological process: positive regulation of DNA-templated transcription. The transcript has 4 exons.